Molecule: messenger RNA, 1116 nt
Organism: Trichobilharzia szidati
Lineage: Eukaryota; Metazoa; Platyhelminthes; Trematoda; Strigeidida; Schistosomatidae
Source: the annotation of a GenBank genome assembly
CAAAACUGAAACCUGACCUUGUGGUUUUUGCGUUGUUCUAAGUUUUGCGCUACACCCUUUGAACUUUGUUCACUCUGUGGUAAGAUCCGUCAUAUAUCAUUCGUAUUUUGCUUGUGGCUGUCUGCUUGCGAAACUCACGUACUACCCAUGUCUAAGAAAUGGAUAAAUUGCAAAGCUUUCGAAGAGCUUAUUGAAACUUCAAUUCAUACCCUCAAACGGUAUGGGUAAAGAUAGACGCGUUGUAUACUUUUAUGAUCCGGAUUGUGGGAACUUUCAUUAUGGACAAAAUCAUCCAAUGAAACCGCAUCGACUUACUCUUGCGCAUACACUUAUAGUGAAUUAUAAUCUUACAGAUAGUAUGAAAGUAUAUAAACCAUACCGUGCUAGUAUGAAAGAUAUGAUAUCAUUUCAUUCACAAGAAUACGUAGAAUUUUUACGUGAUGUUACGCCGACGAAUGUUCAUACAUUUCCUAAAGAGAAAUUACUAACUUAUAAUAUAGGUGAAGAUUGGUAAGUAGUCAGUUUUUUCUGUUGUUUAAUUUAAUUUUGUAUUUCCUGUUGAUUGGUUGUGUUCAAGCGAAAUGUUUGGUCUUUGUCGACAUGUCGGUUCCUAGUAUGGACGCCUCGAUGAUGUCUAAGGAUUAGCAUUGCUGUCACUUGGUGGAUGGUGCUUAGCGAGGGAAUCCACGAUUUUCAUUCCGUCGUACUUUUGGGACUCGUCAUCUGGACUUACCUGCAUUCUCACUGAGUGAUGAGUGUUCGAAACGAUGGAUUAGAGUCUCGAUGGAACCUCAAUCACCCUCACUGGAGGAUUGUAAGUAAGUGCAGCCGACUAGUCCCAGAAAUAGGAUGGAAUGCGCAUCCUGGAUUCCGCUGCUUCAGUGAUCAUUGAUCAAAUAACAGUCUGACUGACUGGUUUCAACAUAGAACUUCGCACCGAUGUGCAGCAGCACUUCAAGUCACAACACUUCACUCAGCGCACAAAGCAAGAGAAGAAAGUGAAAGUAAAUGCAAACUGGAGACAGUAAACAGAGAUAUGAGGCAAACAGAAUAGUUGUAAUACGGAAGACCGAUAUAGUUUUAUUGGACAUUAUAAGUCACAAGGAGUGGAUGCAU